GUCUUUAUAUUAAUGUUUCUGUAAUACAAAAAUAAUUAUAACAACAUUUCAGACCGACAUGUUUAAGGCCAUACCGUAUAUAGUUAAAUUGCAUAUGUGUAAGCAUGUAGACCCGCGCGUCAACCGCGUGGCCUACUUUCACCAGAACAACACUCGGCCACAGAAAACUACUUAUUCGCAGGUGCAAGAAAGGGACCCCUGCAAGCAACCUGACCCCUGCCCGCCACCGCCAAAGGACGACCGGGCGUUCUGGGGCGCUAUGGCCAUCCUAUUUACCAUGGGUUGCUUCGGUGUCUAUGCCAAACACACGCCAGAAGUUCGCGACUGGCUCACCAUAAACGCGGCCUGGUUCGACGACCUCAUCGCCAUCGCAUACCAGGAGAACAAGACUUACGGAGAACAUGCCAAAGACUUCGUGAAGGCUAUCCAGGAGUAUAUGAAUAGGCCGGAACCUCCUCGACUCUGCGAUUCGGCGGGGAGACCUAUCAAACAACCGCCAAAAGAAAAGAAGAAAGAAGCCAUAGAGAUAGUGUGCCCUAGAAAGUUAGAGGAUGAAGAACUUACGGUUCUCUAUGUAAAAUAUCAAUUUCCAGGGCCACUGGAUUCAAAAAAAUGUCCCGAAGCAACGAAGCCUGCCUCUCUAAAGACCAUAUGCGACAUUGAGAAGUGCCUUCUCAGUACUGGAGAGGAGUGCCUCAAUAACUACUGGACGGCCAAAGAGGCUUGCAGAGUGUAUAAUGAAUUGGUAGAAGACCACCUGACGAAUUUCACGUUGGACCGACUGAAGGUCCUCCGACCGGCGAUGUUGGAACGCUUCAGAUUGCUGAAUGAACAUGCUUGUGCUGCUGGGAGGAAUCUUAAUACUUUAGAGGAACUGGGCCGCAUAAUGGAGUGUGGCGUCAGCGCGCCGAAGGACGCCAUAGAUAACACCAACGCCAUGCUGAGACAGUUCAUGGCGAAGGUCAAGGUGAUGCAGUCUGAGUACGUGUGGGAGCAGGACCGCGCGCUCGCUGCCGACAGCAAGUGGCAAUAUAUCGAAAAACUGUUGGAUCAAUACAUCAAAGAGAACGAAGUAAUGUUUCCAGGGACAGUCUACGACAGCGAAAAACCCAACAUAAUUGGCGGCACUGACCUCUUGCUGAUGCAUACACUCAAAUAUAAAAAUAUGCUAGAAACUGUGUUGAAAGCUGAUAGCCAAGCUGCCUCCGAAAGAGCGGAGCGUGGCGUAGCAACAUUGUCUCAAGAUGCUAAUGCUGUAAAAGCUCGCGACACGCUCAUACUAAAUGCAUAUAGGAAGAAACAGUCAGAAUUGGAUCAAUGGUAUAAGAAGAAGCUGGACUGGCAGAAAGGUGAAGUGGACAGAGCUUUGAAAGAGGCGCAGGCUGAACUAAAAGAACGCCACGAGCGCCAAAUGGUUAUUUAUCUUAAACAAAAGGAAGAGGAGGCUACUAAAAAGUUAAACAAAAUGGUGAAAGACGCGGUGGACGCUCAGAAGACUAAAUUCGCUCGAGAGCUUACCGACGUGUCGCUGAAAGUCAAGGCUGUAGAGGCUAAACUAGAAGUGCGUUUGAAGGCCGAGCGAGAAGCGAAGCGCUCUCAACAGCUGUGGUCUGCCGGAGCUUCCUUACUCGCUGCCACUAAGAAAGGAGACCCGCAUGUGUGCGUGGCAAGAGAAAUUAGAGCUAUUGAGGCUGCUGUUGGUGAUGGUGAUAAACUCGUGAUGACUGUUCUAAAAUCUAUACCAGAACAAGUGCGCAAGGAAGGACUGGUGCCGGAGAGCGUACUGCGCGAGCGAUACCAUCUGAUGGAGAAAACGGCCAAACAUGUGGCCCUGGUGGAGUUAGAAGGCAGCCCGAUGCCGGUCUACAUCGCCUCCUGGGUUCAAUCCAUGCUUCUCUUUAUGAGGCUAUCUGGCAUUCCACAAAAGGACAUUGACAAUCCGAUUAAAUGCAAGAAAGAACUAGAGGAUUUGGACACAUUCGACCGAUUAAAUUAUGCCAGGUAUUGGAUAGAGCAAGGAAACCUAGCCCCCGCGCUCCGCUACGUCGAGUCGCUAGAGGGCGCCUCUCGCGUCGCCGCCGAUCCUUGGUACAAGGACGCUAAAAGCCAUCUCGAGAUCAAGCAAGCCGCUGAGGCCGUCAUAGCGCACGCCACCGCUUUGGCCUUGCAGUAUAUUUGA
Molecule: messenger RNA, 2179 nt
Organism: Cydia strobilella
Lineage: Eukaryota; Metazoa; Arthropoda; Insecta; Lepidoptera; Tortricidae
Product: MICOS complex subunit Mic60-like
Exons: 18
Coding region: 59-2179 (706 amino acids)
Biological process (GO): cristae formation
Cellular component (GO): MICOS complex
Source: RefSeq, a predicted model, not a curated record